AUGGUUCCGAAUUGGGAUCUAGAUUGUGGGUUGGAAGAGAUGCAGCUUGCAGCGUUAGCACAUUGUCUAGAUACUUGGAGGAUCUAUCCACUGGAUAGGAAGUUUGUGGCGAGGACUUGUGUGUUGCACAGUCACAUGUAUUGUACAGGUAACAUUCGAGACGAUUUUGGCAUUUACUUAAGUGUGCUUGACGAGUUUGAUUUCGAGUUAGUGUACAUGACCACAAGGCAUAGAGACUUCGUGGAGCAGACAGAUGAGUUGAUGAUAGAUGGAGCCCAAUCUGAUUCUUCUGAUUCAAACCUUUCAAAAAGUGAGUCAGAAGAGGAGCCAUGGGAGAGCUCAGCCGUCGAUAGCAUUCUGAGAAAUGCUAUGUUUGAAAAAAGGAAUGAAAUCUCCGAGGCUAAGGAUGAGCCAAUGGAGGAAAGUGAGCCUUGGGUGGAGUCCAUGGCCGGUAUCAUUGUAAUCUCAAGUGACGAUGAGGAUGAGCCUAUGGAAGAGUCCGAGGUAGAGGUGAUCCUAAUUGAGUCAAGUAAUGACGAGUCCAUGGAAGAGAGCAAUGCUGAAGUGGUUCAAGCAAGCCCAAGUCAAGUUCAGAGGAACAAAGACCGCCAAGAAUUUGAGCCGAUGAGGGCGUUGGGCUCUUGUGGUGGGGGUGGGUGCGUGGGAGGUGCACUCGUGAAGCAAGACAAGGUCGAAAGACAUGUGUUUUGGGCUGGGAGUUGGCAGCCAAGACAUGGCAGCAGCGUAGCGCAAGGUAGACAUGCGCAGUGCAGCGCGCAAGGCAUGCGCAAGGAAGGCAGCGCAGCGCACAAGGCAGACAUGUGCAGUGCGUUAGGCAAGCUGCGCAGCGCAGCACAGCGCAAGGCAGCGCGCAAUGCGCAAGGCAAAUUGCGCAGCGCACGUGGGUAG
Prunus armeniaca (apricot) is the source of this 909-nucleotide messenger RNA. The record is from the annotation of a GenBank genome assembly. Lineage: Eukaryota; Viridiplantae; Streptophyta; Magnoliopsida; Rosales; Rosaceae.